Molecule: messenger RNA, 8034 nt
Organism: Planococcus citri (citrus mealybug)
Lineage: Eukaryota; Metazoa; Arthropoda; Insecta; Hemiptera; Pseudococcidae
Gene: sif
Product: still life
Exons: 34
Coding region: 351-6344 (1997 amino acids)
Biological process (GO): activation of GTPase activity; positive regulation of axonogenesis; small GTPase-mediated signal transduction
Cellular component (GO): membrane; synapse
Molecular function (GO): guanyl-nucleotide exchange factor activity; protein binding
Source: RefSeq, a predicted model, not a curated record
AUCCUACGUUACCGUUUAUCAUAAACGGGCGUAGUUCAUCUUGUGUAUACCAUCGCGAUAAAUUCAUAUUACAGUUUCAUCUCGUUAAAUAAUCUUCAAUAUUAAUUUCGAGACGCAUUUCGACCUUAUAUAUAUCGGUUUUACAAACAGUGCGAUUCGUAUUCGAGCUCGCCAUAUAAAAACAGCCGAACAUGGGUGCCAAAUCUUCAUCUAUACAGAGAAGACAUAGCGAUUACGGCCAACGAAACGCCAGCACCAGAAGCCAGGGGAGUAUGAUGGUCUCCGGAGGAAAAAUGUGGGGCAGCGCGAGAGGGUGACCAGAGGUUUUGCCUCUGGGCACGGAUACAACAAUGGGUAAUAAGCUGAGUACCUGCUCCUGUGGCCCUCUCAUUCGAAAAGCUUAUCGUUACGAAGAUUCGCCAUGGCAAAAUUGCAAAAGAAGAGACGGACAUUUAUUAAGAUUAUGGGCCGAAGUAUUUCAUGUGAGCGCAAGCGGCACCGGAACUAUAAAAUGGGCACAAGUUUCCGAAGAUUUGGUUCCAGUAAAUAUUACUUGCAUACAGGAUCAUCCGGAGUGUGUUUUUCAUAUAACAGCUUACAAUAGCCAGGUGGAUAAAAUUCUUGAUGUACGACUCGUGCAACCAGGGACCAGAAUCGGACAAGCGUCUGAAUGCUUUGUUUAUUGGAAAGAUCCUUUAACCAAUGAUACUUGGGGCCUUAACUUUACGUCUCCCAUCGAUGCUAAACAGUUUAGAGAAUGUUGCUCACCCUCUUUCAAAUUUUCUCGCAAAGCCUCGUCUUCCUAUUCUUUAAAACUAGAACCUCCGAAUAAGCAAAGUAAAGUGAAAACUAAGCGAAAACCAUUAUCAACACCAGCAUCUCCAAGUAGAUCGAGAGAACCUCAAUGCACUUGUAUGACAGCAGAUCAGUACGCAAGGCUUAAAGCUCAGGAUCCCAGAUUUAGAGGAUCAUCCACGUUACCUCGCACGCAAUCUAAAUCAGAAAAUGGUACAGAUGUUUCUGGUUCCAAUACGUUACCGAGUAGAGAUAAGGUUACAACGGGUACCUCGAGUGGUUCGUUAUACGAUACCGUUGGAUCGGAUAAGAGUAAAUCAACAGGUUCGAUUAAACAAAUGAAAGAUCGCGAAACAGCCACACCAGGUGGGAAAAUAUCCUCUCAUAUCACCGCAAAUGCUCAAACACCUCAUGCUACCACCAGCACCAGUACAAGCACAUCACAAACUGACGAUACCGAAGGUACGUGUAAAAGCGAAGGAGUCCAAGCUGGAAUACAUAAAACAUCUACGGGGACUUGCACUCCACGUUUGUCAGUUUCUGGUAAAGAUUACAUGGAUGAUCCGAAUAUCAUCGUUAACCAUAUGUCAUCGUCGAAUGUCGGCCAUGGUAGAAAUAUUAGAAGCAAUACUAUGAAUAAAUACAUGAGAGAUGAUCUCAGAAGAGGAGCAGGGAAUGGAAUGAACGUAGAUUCCAAUACUUUGAAACGUAUGCUGAAACCAAUGCCAUCUUUGGAGAGUCCUGUAACUAGUCCGGAGAUGUCUCGCAGACGAUACCAUUACUAUCCUUUAAAUGCAGCUCAAGGAGGCGGUUACUAUCAUCAUAUGAACGAUAGUGCUAGAGACGGCGCUCUUUCGGAACCAGAGACACAUUCGCGACAUCGACCAUCGAGAAUAUCAGGUUCAAGAUCAACUCACGAUAUAAGUCGCGAACGAGACUACGCUACGAAUCGUUUGUACUUGGAUUUAGAUCGCGAUGGCAGAACCCACGGAGAUUUUGAAGACGCUUCGCCACCUUCCGAUAAUGAUUUAUUUGAUAACCAGUGUUACGCCACUACACCCAGCUCAAGCAAUGGUAAUUCAGACUUAGACCAGCCGUCACAUACUGUAGGAGGUCGAGUAAAUGCGGAAAAUGCAACUGUAAGCACACCCAGUUCACCUACCAGUAGAUUAUUACUCGAAUACGAGAUGCAUUUACGAAACACGUUGGCGCGUGGUAUGGAUGCGGAGAGUUACAGUUUACAUACAUUUGAAGCGUUACUCACUCAAAGUAUGGAAAAUUUAGAAUUUGCUGAAAAGUUACCUCAAAUAAAUACCAGGAGCCCGCACAUUAGUAGACGCAGGCAAAUGGGAUCGAAUAGCAGCAAUAAAACUGCAACAUUACCUCAUCGUCUUAGUUUAGAUCGAGCAAAUAGUACGAGCCGAGAUCGAGAAGGGUACUAUAGCGAUAGAAACGAAUUAGCUAGAGAACGAGAUAGGGAUCGUGGUUACCUUAGUGAUAGAGAACAACGAGAUCGCGGUUACCUUAGCGAUCAUAAUAUUUCAUCAAAUCGAUGUAACUCGUGCCUAGGCGGUUCCUCGCGAAGUCAGUGGUUCCGUCACAGCGACGGUUGGCGUUCCGGUACUUCAACCAUGAGCAGCAUGAGCAGCGCUGGACCGUACGGUUUAGGUUCUUCAUUCCAAAACGAUGUUCCUUUAAAUACAAAACGAUCCGCGUGGGAAUCGUUACCUUCGCUUCGGCACGAAGGUAGCAUGUCUGACGGUGGCUAUAAAUUAGGAAGAUCAGAUUCCCUCGAAAGAAGAGCGUUGCGUGAUAGACACGAUCCGUACCGGUACGAUCGCGAUGGAAUGUUGUCUCAUCAGACAUCAGUGGAGAGCACCGAUUCCAAACUAUGCUAUUUAACAUCUUCAGAGAUGUCUGAUGAUGAUCGUAUGUCGCUGACGACGGCUAUAAGCGAUGAUGAAGAUAUCGACGAAAGUUUACAGAAUUCACCAUAUAGUAGAGCUAGGAAAGCUAAUUCUGCAUCGUUUAAUUGUACCGGAGCUGUACGCAAAGCUGGAUUUUUAAGCGUGAAAAAGUGGCUGCUGAGAAAAAAGAAACAAAUAGAAUUAGCGAGAAAACGAGGCUGGAAAGGUUACUGGGUCUGUCUGAAAGGCACGACGCUGUUAUUUUAUCCGUGCGACUCAAGAGAAAGACAUUCGCCGGAUGCUGCUCCGAAGCAUUUAAUCAUCGUGGAUGGCGCCAUAAUGCAACCGAUUCCUGAACACCCAAAAAGAGAUUAUAUAUUUUGCCUGAGCACCGCUUUCGGAGACGCUUAUUUGUUUCAGGCUCCUUGUCAAGUUGAAUUGGAAAACUGGAUAAACAGCAUUCAUUCGGCUUGUGCGGCAGCAUUCGCAAGACAUCGCGGAAAAACUGGAACGUUUCAUUUGUUAUCUGAAGAAGUGUUUAAAGUCGAAAAAGCUCUAGAAUCGGAUCACAAAAUGAAGCACAUGGCAGAAUUACAACUAAGUGUCGUUUCCGAUCCGGAUAUGAAACAGCAGUUAAGCAACCAAAUUAUGCAAUACGAGGAAAACAUGGAAAGAUUAUAUUGCGAACAGUUCCGAUUAAGAUGUUACAUUUCCAGCCUUCAAAACGGAGAAUUACCCAAUCCAAAAAAUCUUCUAACUCACGUGUCUAGACCAACAAAACACGCACUUAACAAGCUCGGAGUGUUCACGGUGUCCUCUUUCCAUGCUUACAUAUGCUCCAGAUCGCCUUCCCUAUUGAAUAACUUAUUAGCUGGUAGAGGUUCGACGAAACGUAGAGCUCCUAUGUUGUCACGUUCAAAUAGCGCCUCCAGUAGACGUUCUCUAUCCAUGUCUUCCAGAGAUGAAGAAAGAACAGUUAAAGUUAGUCUUCCAGAUAAUCAGACAACGCAAAUAUACUUGAAAGACGCGAUGACUGUAGAAGAAUACAUAGCUAGCGCUUGCUUACGUAAGAAUCUAAAUCCAAUGCAACAUUUUGUACGUGUGAAGAAACGAAAAGACAUGGAAGAUCAUAAUUAUUUCGUACCUCAUAGAUCAGAUUUGAUAGAAACAUAUUUAAACACACACGAAAUAGUGGAAAUAUGCGUGAAAGUACUAUAUCAAGUGGAACUGGUACGUACUAGCGUGGAUCACAUGUGGGGCUUUUCCGUGGAAGCAGAACUGAUUGAAAACACUGACAGGCAAGAUGAAUUGUGCGUUUGGGUUAGCAGAGUAGAAGACAAGGGAACAGCUGUGCUUAAUGGUAUUAUCAAAGGAGACGAAAUAAUGGUGAUCAAUAGCUCUAUCGUGAGUGAUUUAGAUAUGAUGUACAUAGAAUCAGUGCUGCAAGAAGAACUUUGCUUAUGUAUGAUGAUGAGAUCAUCGCGUAUAGAGCCUCCUAGUGUAGCAACAACUGCAAGUAUAUUACGCAAUACUGACGACAUAGAAUCUUUAGUUUGCCCACCUCCUCCAACUGAUCCGCCUGUGAUAUCCGAAGAAAUGAUUUCCGGUUUGAUAGUACCAGCCCCUUGUUACACUAAAGACCAGCAGACUGAAAUGGUAGAGCCUCAUCCUAGACAUUCUAAGAAGUUACCAAUACCACGCGAAAGCGCAAAUACAGCUUCAUCUCAAACGAGUACAAUUACUCACACGCAUACAGAGAGUGGAAAACAACCGUCACGAGCUAGUUCAUUAGAAAUUGAAAAUUUAGUCAAGAGCGCCGGAGAAGUGACAGGAUUCUGUAGAUCACCUGUAGAAACUGAACGGUCCAGUCCUACUGGUAGUGUGCUCAGUAGCCAGUCUCAACUCCACACAGCUACCACUCCUAAUAAAGUAUUGACCGAUGCAGAGAAACUGAGAAAAGUCAUCUUAGAGUUAAUAGAAACCGAAAGAACAUACGUUAAGCAUCUGAAUAACUUGUUAGAAAACUACUUGGAACCAUUGAAAAAAGAGACAUUCCUGACAACCGCCGAAAUCAGCGUUUUAUUUGGUAAUAUUUUAGAAAUUAUCAACUUCCAACAUCAAUUCUUGGAAAAUCUUAAUGAAGCUUUGGCUGCCGAAGUACAUUUCCACGAAUUCGAUCAUCCUAGUCAAUUCAAGAAUAUUUUGUUCUCAAUUGGAAGCGCAUUUUUAUAUUAUGUAGAUCAUUUUAAAUUAUAUAGUUCAUUCUGUGCUAGUCAUUCCAAGGCUCAAAAAAUUUUAAAUCCCAACGAGGGUAAUUACGCUUUACAAGAGUUCCUUGCUGCUCGCAAUCCACGCCAGCAACAUUCUUCUACUUUAGAAUCAUAUCUAAUUAAGCCAAUUCAAAGGAUAUUGAAGUACCCAUUGCUCUUACAGCAAUUGAGAAAUCUGACUGAUCCAAAUACUGACGAACAUUUACAUUUAGUUGAGGCUCUUAAGGGUAUGGAAAAAGUAGCCGAACACAUAAACGAAAUGCAAAGGAUACACGAAGAAUACGGAGCAAUAUUCGAUCACUUGUUCAGACAACACCAAAAACCUAUUGAUCUCAGCCCAGGCGAUUUAUUAUAUUACGGUGGUGUAGAAUGGAUUAAUAUUUCCGAUUUCAUUGGAAAAAUCAAAAAAGGCUUGGAAUUACAUGCAAUGUGUUUCGUAUUCAAAUCAGCUGUUGUGUUCCUGUGCAAAGAACGUAUUAGGCAAAAGAAAAAAUUAAUGAGCGUAUCGACGAACAAAGGAGGGGAUGUGGAAAUCAUCCGAUAUCAAGUUCUUAUACCAGUGACUGAUGUGCAAGUUAGAACCAUGGCUAAAGAAGGAGAAGAUCAUUUCUUGUGGGAAUUAGUUCAUAUGAGAUGUCAUCCACAAAGACGUUCAGAACGUGUAUAUUUGCUAUCAAAUAGCACUAAUGAUUUUCGAAAUGCAUUCAUCAAAACCAUCCGGCAAACAAUAAGAGAAAGUGUGCGUAACAUGAAUAUUCCGGCUAAUAAAGCACCACAGCUACCAAAAAUUCCAAUAAAUGUUAUGACUCCUCGAACACCGAUGUCAGCACCUCCUGUGGAAAAAUCUGUCGAGAAAAUGCUACCUUCUGAAAAUCCUCCAACAAAAAUGACCGAUAGCGCUACUCACACGGUUCAAAAUCCACCUGCUAAGCUUAAAAAGAUACCACCGAAACCUCCUCAGAGGCGUUCAUCUACUGUAACUACUGAACAUAAUGAAAGCAACGUUGAAAAAUCAACCAAAUCAAAACCAGAUUACGAUCCAGGAACUAAAUCCGAAGGAGAAGAAGACAGUCAAUGUUCGACAAUUCGAGAAAAAAGUAAAACAUUAGGCAAAACACCGAAUCAUCUCACAUUGAGCACAGCGUCAACUUUAUCAACCGGUAGUACAGGUAGCCAAGCUCGUCUGAUUCAGUCUUCUCAGCACCCAGAAAACUACCAGCCUCCAAUUGUGAAAGAUUUAGGGUCACCAGUUUGGAAACCUCGUGACAUGGGUGAAAGUUUAACCCUGCCAAGAAAAAACAAAACACCCAGCACAUCGGUGGAAAGUCGAACACUGGUCAGGAAACCGAAUUCGAAGAAAGAAAAAUUAUAAAAAAUAGAAAAACUUCUCAUUAUCUUAAGCGAGUGAUAUGCGAUAACGGAAUUUAGUUCAUGAAUCGAAAUUUUAUUUAAUUGUAUCAGCAUAUCACCGAUCGAGAUGAAUAUAAAACGCGAAAAGUUUUAUAAAAUUGAUUACUUGUAUCACUUUACUACUAUAAGUGUUUUCUGCGUUGCUCAACUUAAUCGUUGUAGUUCGGUUUAUAUUUUUGUCAUUUUUUUUAUUAAUUGAAAAAAAAAAACUGAAAAAAAUAACGCUUUUUACUUGUAGAUUAUUUCUAGUACCUACGUUUUUUUGUUUUUUUCGUUUGUAUUUUGCACAUUCGACAUCAACAUAUUUAAAAAAAACACUGCGAUAACGAUCUGCGAUUGUAAAAUUAUUAUGUAGAAAAGCAUUUCAAUAAGGAUGGGUUACCGUUGUACCUAAAUAAUCGCAAAUAUUUUUCUCUGUAUAUCGGAUAUUGUACAAAACCGUAAAAUGUAUUAUAUUAUGUACCUUCUUUUUGUUUAUUUUUAGGUCGUGUUUGCUUUCCCGUUACAACAACUACGAACAAACGUGUUUCAUCUUUCUUUUUUUUUUUUUUUUUUGAGCUUACAAAUUAAAUUUGAGUUAAACUUGCGUGUGGUAAAUAAAUUGUUAAAAAAAUAGCCUAAACGGCUUUAAUGUUUUUAAUAACCUUACAUGUCUUCGCUAAAUGUUUGUGUUAAUGUAGGUACAAGUAACCAGCAAAAGAUUUUAUCGAAUUACGACUCAAUCGUUUGCAAAAUAGAACCUAUUUAUUUGAAAAUCGAAAUGAAAUUUUUAUAAAAAUUCACAAAAUAAAUUGAGUCAUAAUUCGAAUCUCGUUGAAAGAUUUUAAUCGAUUGUACAUAAAUAAAUUAAGCAAGUGAUAAAUAAAAUGCUACCAUUAAAAAAAAUAAAGUACAGUACUUGACAAAAAAAUAUCCAAACUGAGUUUCAAUGGGAACACUCAAAACAGUAUGAAAUAUACAUAUAAUUUCCCAUUUCAACGUGGAAUAUAGUGCUGUGAUUUCACAAAGAAAUUAUACCAACGUAUUAAGAUUUUUCAAUUACCAACGUGGUAUAACGUUACAUUAAAAACAUUUGUGAUAAAUUGAAAAAAAAAUCGUAUUAAAUACUCUAAUUUCAACUAUCACGGCAUAAUAAGCCAUUAAAAAUACGAAUCUCGAUCGUAUCUUUAGCUUGGAUAUAACUGGCGUAAUUUAUGUGACCCGCUCAAAAACCCCUCGAGAAUCUACCCUUUGAAAAAUUUUCACGUUUCGACACGUUAGUGAACGUAGUAAUUACGCUGCACUGUUACCUUAGUUUAUUUCCCAUUAUAAAUUUUAACGUAUUUAGUUACUACUAAUUGUUAUUGAUCUGUUACUAUAUUUUAACCGAAUAAAUAUAGGAUGGAUAUCAAAUAUUAUGUUACUUUUAAAAUUAAAAUCCUUACGGAGAUAUAUUGAGGAAAAAAAUUGUAUUAAAGAAUUUUAGAAAAUACUGUCGGUUGUACUCCCCUUAUACAUGUUUGUACACCAACACUCGUGUAUAUAUGAAGUUAUACAACAAUCAUAUGUAUUACGAAUUAUGUAAGCUUUAAUAAUGUUUUGAUUACAUUCGUUAUUAUCAUUAAAUACUUUAUUAUGAAAAAGAAAAUAUACUAUGUUUGUUUUGCGUGUUU